AUGUCUUUAAGAAUUCAAAACGGAAAAGAGACAAAGUUCCGUCGCCGGGACUUGAACCCGGGUCGCGCGGAAAAGAAGAAACAGCUUCACUUGGCUUUGCCUGUGCACGCCGGCCGGCCCAGCCCGCCCUCCCCCGCUGCUGCAGCAGCAGCAGCAGCAGCAGCAGCAGGGGGCCACGCCGGGUACAGGGGGGGGGGCGACGCAGCCUUGUCCGUAGCAGCAGAAGAGCUCGUGGCCGCGUCCAGCUUUGAAGAAGAAGUCCGGGUACUGUACCCAUCUCCUGAGGGCGAGGGGCCCCCCCCCCGCUCCCCAGGGGGGCCCCCCGGGGGGCCCCCCCCAGCCCUCAGGGACAACUCACCGCUGCGGACUCUGGCCCGUUUGGCCCUGACGCCGUUGCUGCUGCUGCUGCAGCUCUUGAGAGUGUUGGAGUCGCUGGUGACGGACGCAGCGCAGCAGGACGAAAAAGGAGACAAAGGGACAGCAGCAGCAGCAGCAGCAGCAGCGCCAAGGGGAUCUUGCUGCGAAGCGCCGGAACCCCCCUUCUUCAGUGAGGCAGCUUGCCGCUGCUGCUUUGCUGUAGCAGCAGCAGCAGCAGCAGCACCCCGCGGGCCUGGGCCACGGCCCCCAGAGGAGGGGACAGAAGCAACAGAAGAAGCUGCUGCAACUGACGGGCUGGAGACAGAUAUCGGCGUGGGCCGCUGCAGCAGCAGAAGCAGCAGCAGCAACAGCAGCAACUGCAGCAGCAGCAGCUGCAGCAGCAGUAGCAGUAGUGGCAGCAGCGCGAGCACCGCUAAUCCCCUUGUGAAGCACGCGCUUACUACCGCAGCAGCAGCAACCCUGCAGCAGCAGCAGCAGCUCACCUCCUUGGGGACAACUCCUGAAAAGACUCCAACUGACAGCAAGUGCAGCAGCAGCAGCAGCCAGUGCAACAGCAGCAGCAGCAUUCGCAGCAACCCCUGCAGCAGCAACCCCAGCAGCCACUGCCGCAGCAACCCCAGCAGCCACUGCAGGAGCAGCAGCAGCAGCAGCCACUGCCGCAGCAACCCCAACAGCCACUGCAGCAGCAGCAGCAGCAGCAGCAGCAGCAAGACGCACUGGGAGGCAGACUGGGGCGUGUCUAAAGGCCUUCCACGGCAGCACGGGGACUCUGGCGAGGCGGCGGACGAGUUUGGGCGAAACGCCAAAAAGGUGGAAAGUGCUGCUGCUGCUCGCGGAGAGCCGCGAGCAGCGGCGGGCGAGCGCUUGCAGCCGGCGAGAGCGAAGCUGCAGCAGCAGCAGCAGCAGCAGCAGCAGCAGCAGCAGCAGCGGAGGCGGGGUCGGGCGGCGGCGCGGGGGCCCGCGGCGUGUGGGCAGAGCGGCAGCCGACAACACAGGCGAGAGACGCGCGAUCGGGAUCGGCUCAGCAGCAGCAGCAGCAGCAGCAGCGGCAGCAGCAGCAGCGGCAGGGCAGGGUGGGAGCCGGGAGGUAGCCCGCUGCGGCCUCAGGACUACUGGGGGACCCCGGGGCCCCCAGGAGGCGAGGGGGCCGGCGGGGGGCGCGGGGGCCCCCAGCAGCAGCAGCGACAGCAGCAGCAGCAGCGGGAGGGGGCCCCCCGAAAGGGGCUGCGGGGGGACUCACGCGCGGCUGGGCCCCGCCGCUCUCCAUCAGCAGCAGGCGGGGGGCCCUGGGAGCGCUCGGUGCAGCAGCAAGCAGAGGCGGCAGCAGCAGCCCUUCUCCUCAUUGCAGUAGGGGAGAGGGCUGCUGCUGCAGCGGGCGAAGCAGCUGCUGGGGCCGUCAGGCUGCAGCAGCAGCGCGGCAGGGCUGGGGCAGGGCAGCUAGGGGGCCCCCGCGCGCCCUCUUGGUGCUCAUCUACGCAAAGAUUUUGA
Molecule: messenger RNA, 1866 nt
Organism: Eimeria tenella
Lineage: Eukaryota; Apicomplexa; Conoidasida; Eucoccidiorida; Eimeriidae
Exons: 4
Coding region: 1-1866 (621 amino acids)
Source: RefSeq, a predicted model, not a curated record